GGAACAGACAUUCUUUGACAAAUACCGAAGAGCGUGCAAGUAAGUCCACAUAGCGACUGACUGAUUGGAGGCUAAGCUCAAUGCCUGACUGAAUGGCUGAAUGGCUGAAUGGGAAUCCACAAGCACAGGACAAAGGCCACAGACGACAAAUAGUCACUGGCGCUCUCAACCAAUGGCUAAGUAGUAGGUAGCUACAGCGGCCUCAUCAUAUGCCGUUUCGGCUCAUGGCCCCCUGUGAGUGAGUCAGCGGUAGAGGUGUCAUCCUCAUCGAAGGAGAGGGCCUCAAAUUUGAAGUGACUGCCCCACACCUCCAUCUGAUGCUUUAACGCCUCGUCAGCAAAGUGAAGCCGACACUGCAGACAGAGACAGACAGCACACACACGGACAUUGGACAACAACACAUCAAAUCACGUUUGAGGGCCCGCCCGUCCAUUGCAAAAUAUGCAUGAGGAGGGAGGGGCUCACUCACUCACCGCAGCCGUCAGAGACACGAGUGCACCGGCGAGAGCAUCGAUGGCGGCGAAGACGGCUAUGUAGAAGGCGGCAUGAAAACGCACCGAUCCACGAGGGUGAUCGAAAUUGCUGCAGGCAAGUGAAACCAACAAGACAAACCAGACGUGUGAUCUGAUGCCGGGCCGGCAAAGAAGCGACUGCUCUGCUGUGUGUACCGAAAAACGGGGGACCACAAUCCAGCUGCACGCCACACAACACUCGUGGCUGUGACAGCAGCAACCAAGCAGAUUGAAGGAGCGACGUAGAUGGCCAGACCUCUCGACCGCAUCGAUACCGACAGUGCGUUGGCGACCCCACCACACGCACUCAGCAGAGAGGCCAACAGCAGCAACACUUUGAACCACUGCAUCCACACACACACACACACACACACACACAUCCAUUGGCCCUAUAAAUGGCGCAUUCACAACAAACUCUUCGGCACUCACUCACCGCGGCUCGUGUGUGGCUGGAGACAUACAGGCGCAUGAAGCCACUGUCGGCCCCAUUGUCCGAGUAGGCCAUCCGUUUGCUGCGUGACCUGGUGGCUGUCUCACGCAGCGGCAGCGGCAUCCCCGGCCCCCGCCGAUAUGGUGGAGACAGCCACCGACGGCCAUGCCGCCUGGCCCACAGUCUUCUCUCAAUGAAGACACGCUCGUAGACGGACUCCCUCACCCGUGAGCCCUCGUGAAGACCUCUCAGGAAAGGAACAACAUCACCGUCAUGGGCGGACGGCAGGUCUCGGACCGUAACACCCGUGGCGUCCGCCUGGAUGACCGGCCCCUCGCACCGGAACUCGCCUCUCUUGCCGACCCAGACAGGCAAGAGAAAUGACGUGGUGAGGAGGCCGAACGAGAGAAGCAUCAUCAGGGCGGCUGCCACCAGCUGAGUGUCUCCGUCUACCACCAUGGAUGGCCGGCCAAAUCGACGAGGGAACUGGAAAGGAUCAGAUCAGGCAAUAAUAGUCUGGGGACGAACUGAGAGACAGAAGGGGAGGGAAGGGAGAGCAAGGGGGAAACGCGGCGGGAUCGGAGCAACGAGCGAGGGGCUUGGCACGGCGCCUCUGGGGUGUCCCUGUGCGGCCUUUUGCACUGGAAGCUGCUGGGGUAACCUCACAGGCGCGGUGGAGUCCGACGAGUUGCGAUGCCCCACAAGCGGUAAGAUGAUCAAGGAUAUCUCAGAAAAUGUCGACGCGAAGGGAGGGCCGCAGUGGAGGAGCUUUGAACUCGG
This is a messenger RNA of Vitrella brassicaformis, 1722 nucleotides long. Lineage: Eukaryota; Vitrellaceae. The record is from the annotation of a GenBank genome assembly.